AUGUCGAAUUCGUUCGCAAAAUUCAACAUGCAAGUCGAAGAACUAGAUUAUGAAACUCUGGAAGCAGAAGAGUGGAGAGAUCCUGUGCCACCCAGACAGGAACAACAACUUGGUGAGGCUGAAGAAGCUCAGGCUUGGAAGGAGGAUUUAACAAAUAAUGCUAUUCCUAGAAAUAACAUGCCAGACGAUGUUUGGCUGAUUCCUCCUAACAUGAAAGCGCAAGAUAUUUUAGGCGAAAAAAGGUGUACCAUGGAGUUAAUAAAGAGAUCAACAAAUACACAUAUGCAAUAUAAUGAAAAAGAUGCGACAAUUGAAUUGUGGGGGACGCGAGCCGAUAUUGAUCAGGCGAUUAAACAGUGGAAUUCAUUGGCUUCAAAUCUUUUGCUGGACCAAGAACGCAAAAGUAAAAAGAACAAGUCUAGAAGCUGGGCAAAGCCCGAAAAACCUUUGACCAGAAAACAGAUUGAGAAACUUGAACGAAGGAAAAAACGCGAGGACGAGAUGAAAGACUACCAAGGGUUUUCUGUCGAAAAAAGAUUGUAUAAUGGGUUUUUUGUGUGUCCUAAUAAAGACAUAAAAAUCUCGAGCAUUGUUGGCGACAAAGAAGAAGUCUUACAUUCUGUUCGUGCCGAAACUAAGUGUUACAUGUGGUAUGAACCUGGGGAGAAUACUUUUAUGGUUGUUGGGGAUAAUUACGAAAAUACCGAGGAAGCUACGAUGCGGAUCAAGAAUCUAUAUUUAAAAGCUUUUGCGUUACGAUCAAUUCCUAAAUUUUCCAAAGAUUCUGGAAACGAUGAUCAAUACCGAGGAUGGAGCUACCAUAUGAUAGAACAGCCUCAAACGCCCUCGAAAGUAAAAAUAGUCAUACCGCCAAAACAUCUAAAACUUCCUCACGAUGCGUUUGGUGAGAUAAUGGUAUUGGAAGCAGUGGCAUUUGAUGAGGAAAAAAAACUAGGUCAAACCGAGGAAGAGUGUAGAAGGAUGAACGAGGAAGCAUUGAAGAAAAAAACUGCUUAUAUAAUGUCUUUACAAUCCAUUAAUGUGAACAAUCUCGCAAAGAUUGAAAGAGCCCUUCUUCGAGGUUUGAGUACAGUACACUUACUUGAUGAAGAAAUAAAAAUGCGUGUUAGAUUUGGCCAUGUUUGUUUUACGGAUUUCCCAAAACAAACUUUAUGGGACGUCGAUAGACUAAACGAUAGAGUCUUGAGUGAUUCGCGAUUACAAUCCAAGUUCGCUAAUUGUAUUGCUGACAAUCGUCACGCGCUUGAACCAUUAUUCGAAGUGCUUUCAGAGAAUGAUAAACUAUGGGAAGGCUCUCCUUUCCGAGAAUUCAAAAUUCGAGCAGAGCACGGCGCUAAAAAAUGGGGUUGCACCUUCGAUGUGCAAUUCAAGAAAGAUGAUAAGAUUGGCUUAUGGAAUGCUGUAGCGCACGAAAAGCAUAUUUUGAACAUUAAUAUGACAUGUCUGGAAAACGAUUAUUCCUGGCGCAUAAGCUUGGAUGCUGCCAAACGUAUGACCAAUGACAAGCAUUCAUCGCAAGGGCUUUUUGUAUAUCGUUUACGCCUCAGCCCAGGCAAGCAUUUGAUCUAUACUAACACCGAGGAUGUUCGAGUAAUCUCUGUGUGUGAAAAGACUAAAUGGAAGCAUUGGUGGAAAGAUGAUUAUAUUGUUGAGGUGACCAGGUAUGAGUUUUGGAACUGCGAUCCGAACAAGCAGACUGGUGUAGAAAAUAUUCUGGAUCUUGAUGCGCCGGUGAACACAAGUUAUGGUGUUACGUUCUAUCGAAAGUCUUGGGACGACGACUUUGCAUUUAAUUGCAAUCUAAAGGUUGGCGAAGCACCAGAUUGGCAUCCUACUGAUGCCAUAGAUCGGGACAAAACUGGAGGAGUGGACAAGUUAUUAAAUGACAUUCGUGAAUUUAUGAAUACAUUGGAACAAAAAGUUCCCAUUAUUAAAUAA
This is a messenger RNA of Ambispora gerdemannii, 1959 nucleotides long. Lineage: Eukaryota; Fungi; Glomeromycota; Glomeromycetes; Archaeosporales; Ambisporaceae. The record is from the annotation of a GenBank genome assembly.